CCUCCUCCUCCAGUCUCUCCUCCUCCUCCAGUCUGUCAGUCUGUCUCAUCCAGUCUCUCCUCCAGUCUCUCCUCCUCCUCCUCCAGUCUCUCCUCCUCCAGUCUCUCCUCCUCCUCCUGCAUUUCACUUUCUUCUCCGGGUUCAUGUGAUUUCUUCUGGAGAAAGUGAACUCCCGAUUAUCCUUUGGGCUCUUGAAGGUGUGCAGUUCUGAUCCAAACCAGAUGGUUCAGGUCGUGCUCAGGUAGACCAGCUCCACCAUGAGCCUCCACUCCAGCUUGGAGGCAGGGGCGGAGCUCUACAGCGACAGCCCCUCCCUGGUGUCUCUCGACUCCAGUGUUUUUUUCAGCGAGGCGACGGCGUCCUGCAUCAGAGAUCAGCUCCACGUCUUCAUCAUAAAUGUCGGGGGAAGUCGAUAUGUGCUGUCGCAGGAGCUGCUGGCGUCCUACCCGGAGACCCGGUUGGGGAAACUGGCCUGCUGCAACCAAGACUCAGCGCUGGAGCUCUGCGACGACGCCGACUUCAUGGAGAACGAGUUUUUCUUUGACCGGAACUCCCAGACCUUCCAGUAUGUGAUGAACUACUACCAGACAGGCCACCUCCACGUGAGGGAGGAGCUCUGUGAGAUCUCCUUCCUGCAGGAGAUUGAGUACUGGGGCAUCGACGAGCUUCACAUCAACCCUUGCUGCCGCGAGCGUUACUACCGCCGCAAGGAGCAGAAGGAGACCCUCGACGUACGCCGAGAGUUUGAGGCCGAGGACGACGAUGAGGACUUUGUGGGUGCCACCUGCCCAGCUCUCCGGCGCCGCCUGUGGGACCUGCUCGAGAAACCCGACUCCUCACGCGCCGCUCGGACCUUCGGCUCGCUCUCGGUCUUCUUCGUGGUGGUGUCAGUCAUCAACAUGGUGCUGAUUUCACUGGACCCAGGGGAGGACUUUGGUGUGAGUGCUGUCGACAUCAGAGCACCGCUGCUGUUCGACGCCCUGGAGUACGUAUGCGUGGUUUGGUUCACGGGUGAGCUUGGGCUUCGGUUUCUCUGCGUGAGGGAUAAGUGCCGCUUCAGUCGAAGCAUUCCCAACGUGAUCGACCUGCUGGCCAUCCUGCCAUUCUACGUGACGCUGGCGGUGGAGAGCCUCCAUGGAGGAAGCACCGAGCUGGAGAACAUGGGCCGCGUGGUGCAGGUCCUCCGACUGCUGAGGUCGCUCCGUAUGUUGAAGCUGGGACGACACUCGACAGGCCUGAAGUCUCUGGGUAUGACCAUCGCUCAGUGCUACGAGGAGGUUGGCCUCCUGCUCCUCUUCCUCGGCGUCGGUAUCUCCAUCUUCGCCACGGUGGUCUUCACUCUGGAGUACGACCUUCCUGCCACCACCUUCACCAGUGUGCCGGCCGCUUGGUGGUGGGCAACCACCUCCAUGACCACAGUCGGCUACGGAGACGUCCGGCCCGACACAGCUGUGGGGAAGGUGCUGGCCUUCCUCUGCAUCCUAUCAGGCAUCCUGAUCCUGGCGCUCCCCAUCGCCAUCAUCAACGAGCGCUUCUCCGCCUGCUACUUCACCCUGAAGAUGAAGGAGGCGGCGAUGCGGCACAGCGAGAUGCUGAAGAGGCUGGCCCGUGGAUCUGUCGGGGGGGCGGGUGUUGGCGGAGGCGUUAACCUGAGAGACGCCUACGCCCAGAGCGUCUUGGAGAUGCUGAGGCUGCACGGGAGAGAGAGGGCGAGCACCCGGAGCAGCGGAGGAGACGAACUGUGGUGGUAGAACCCGGAGACUCGGACGGGUCCAGACCUGAUUUAAAGGGGCCGCCAUGCAAAGGGGGGGGGAUGUGACAAAGAGCUGAUGCUGCUCACGCCUCUGGAGGUCAGAGGUCAAGAAAAUAGUUCCAGGCAGUGUUUGUUUAUUGCACCUGAAGCACCUGUACAUGUCACAAUGAAUAC
Messenger RNA from Larimichthys crocea (large yellow croaker), 1927 nucleotides. RefSeq names its product potassium voltage-gated channel modifier subfamily V member 1 (gene kcnv1). Gene Ontology annotation, molecular function: voltage-gated potassium channel activity; protein binding. The coding region runs from base 258 to 1751 and encodes 497 amino acids. The transcript has 4 exons. Gene Ontology annotation, biological process: action potential; protein homooligomerization; potassium ion transmembrane transport. Gene Ontology annotation, cellular component: voltage-gated potassium channel complex; membrane. Lineage: Eukaryota; Metazoa; Chordata; Actinopteri; Sciaenidae. The record is from RefSeq and is a predicted model, not a curated record.